Molecule: messenger RNA, 1038 nt
Organism: Coregonus sp. 'balchen'
Lineage: Eukaryota; Metazoa; Chordata; Actinopteri; Salmoniformes; Salmonidae
Source: the annotation of a GenBank genome assembly
AUGGACAUCAUCACCAACUCUACAGACAUGACAGGAAGGAACAGUACCAACACCAGCCACUGCCCAUUCGCUGAGGAGUGGGACUGGCUCCACACCAUGCAACCGGGCUACAUCCUGGCCAUCAGUGUCCUGGGGAUUCUGGGUAAUGUCUUUGUCCUGUUGGUCUUCUGCCUGCAUAAGAAGGCCUGCACCGUAGCAGAGAUCUACCUGAGUAACCUGGCCGCCGCUGACCUGCUCCUGGUCUCCUGCCUCCCCUUCUGGGCCGUCAACGUGGCCAACGGCUUCGACUGGCCCUUCGGCCCCCUGCUGUGUCGCCUGGUCAAUGUGGGCAUUAAGAUGAAUGCGUACUGCAGUAUCUACUUGCUGGUUCUGGUCAGCGUGGACCGCUAUGUGGCACUGGUGCAUACAAUGAGCCACGGGAGGAUGAGGAGGCCCUCCAACGCCAAGCUGGGCUGUUUGUUAGUGUGGGGCUUCGGGCUGCUGCUGGGCACCCCCACCAUGCUCUUCAGGGCAGUGAAGUGGUUCCCAGACUAUGGAGUGACCGCCUGCUUUCUGGACUACCCCAGUCUCAAGAUGGAGCUGGUGUUCAACGUGAUGUUCAUUGUGUUUGGGUUUGCCAUCCCUGUGUCGGUGAUCUCCUACUGCACCUGUCAGAUCAUCCAGGCCCUGAAGAACCAGGCCAUGGAGAGGUUCAACACGGAGCACACGGAGAGGAAGGCCACUCUGCUGGUGCUGGCUGUUCUCCUGGCCUUCCUACUCUGCUGGGUGCCCUUCCACCUGGUCACUGCCCUGGAUGUCCUCCUGAGGGCGGGCAUCAUCUCAGGCUGCCACCUCAGCAACAGUCUGGAGAUCUGCAACCAGGUGUUCACCUACCUGGCCUUCUUCAACAGCGUGCUCAACCCAGUCCUCUACGUGAUCGUGGGGAAGAACUUCAGGAAGAAAGUCAUGGAGGUGUUCAAACAAUUGUCUAUGAGGAAGAUGAUGGCUACUGGGUCACAACGGUCGCAGCUGUCUUCCACGCUCAAAACACUGGCUUGA